AUGUCAAAAGUCGUGAGAAGUGUCAAAAAUGUCACAAAGGGAUAUAGUAGCGUUCAGGUCAAGGUGCGAAAUGCUACCUCCAACGAUCCGUGGGGUCCGACGGGCACGGACAUGGCUGAGAUCGCAGCCCUUACAUUCAACAACCCAAGUGACUUCUACGAGAUCAUGGACAUGCUCGAUAAGCGGCUGAACGAUAAGGGCAAAAACUGGCGACAUGUGCUGAAGUCAUUGAAAGUCCUUGACUACUGUCUGCACGAGGGUUCGGAAUUGGUGGUCACCUGGGCCAGAAAGAACAUAUACAUCAUCAAGACAUUGCGAGAAUUUCAAUACGUUGAUGAAGAUGGGAGAGACGUGGGACAAAAUGUGCGCACAUCUGCCAAGGAAUUGACCUCACUCAUUCUGGAUGAAGACCGCCUUCGCAGCGAACGCUCCGACCGGAAGUUGUGGAAAACCCGUGUCACGGGAAUUGACGAAUAUGCGCCUCAGGCUAUAGCUGGCCCUACACAUCCACAACGUCGACAUACGGAUCGGCACGCCGAAUACCGUGAAGACCAGGAAGAGCGUGACAUCCGGGAGGCGACAAGACUUAGCAAACUUGAGGAGGAGGAAAGGGCUCGAAAAGAGAAUCAAAGCAGGAGCACCGAUGAGGAUGAUCCAGCAUUGAUUAGAGCCAUUCAGCUCAGUAAGGAGGAGGCAGAUCAGCGCGCCCGGCAGCUUGAGGAACAGAACGCUUCUUUACUUUUCGAUGAUACUCCUGCGCCAGCGCCAGCGCAGAGCCAGCCAACUGGUUAUAACCAGGGCUACCAGCAACAGCCCGCCGUGGAUUGGUUCGGCAACCCCCUUCAACAGCAACCACAGAGCACCGGGUUCUUGAACAAUCAGUAUUCCCAGCCACAACAAACAGGCUAUCCAAGCGGCUUCUCCAACGGGUUUCAACCUGCGCAACCGACAGGAUAUGAUCAAUUUGGUCAACAGCCAUUCUUGCAGCAGCAGAACACCAUUCAACCCCAGCAGACUGCUUUUCAGACCAACAACCCGUAUGGCGUGCAGCCUUCCGGUGACUUGUUCGGAGCGCAAGCACCUCAACAGACCAACCUCCAGCCUGGCACCAACAAUCCUUGGGCCUCUCCGUCACCCCAAAUCCCAGAUGCACUUAAACCGUUGCCCACUGGGUCAAACAACCCAUUCGCCCAAAAACCACCGCAAUCAUCCCCUUCGCCUUUCGCUCGGCCAAGCACUCAACCUUCCUUGGGCACGCUGUACGAAUCGCAGCCAACUACGCAAUUUACGCAGCCUUCCCAACCCAACCCCAUCACGAAUUACUCGGCGCCGCAGCCGACCUUUCAGCAACAGCAGAAGCCGGUCAAUCCGCAGCAUGCCAAGCUUAAUGCCUUACUGGCUUCCGGAGAAGGACAGGAUACAUUUGGAAAUACAGGCGAUUUGCGUAUUCCUGCUCAACACACUGCACCAGGGACUUUUGUCAAUUCGGCUGGGCAAGGCCUCGAUCGCCUCCGUGCUGCUCAAACUGGCACCAAUCCAUUCUUUUCAGCUCAAGCUACUGGGUUCGGUCAGGGACAAGGCGGAUUCGGCCAACAAAUGCCGACUCAGACCGGGCCAGUGGGCGGGUUUGGCGGCGGAUAUGGCCAGCAGAAUAGUAACCCUUUUGGAGCCCGGCCAGUUGGUCAGCAGGGCGGAAGUCUGAUUGACUUGUAG
Messenger RNA from Fonsecaea multimorphosa CBS 102226, 1713 nucleotides. RefSeq lists its product as uncharacterized. NCBI's taxonomy places the organism in Eukaryota, Fungi, Ascomycota, Eurotiomycetes, Chaetothyriales, Herpotrichiellaceae. The coding region runs from base 1 to 1713 and encodes 570 amino acids. Gene Ontology annotation, molecular function: clathrin binding; phospholipid binding. The record is from RefSeq and is a predicted model, not a curated record. Gene Ontology annotation, cellular component: plasma membrane; clathrin vesicle coat; endosome. Gene Ontology annotation, biological process: actin filament organization; endocytosis. The transcript is spliced from 4 exons.